Cryptosporidium muris RN66 is the source of this 642-nucleotide messenger RNA. RefSeq names its product RNA recognition motif. family protein. Gene Ontology annotation, cellular component: U12-type spliceosomal complex; nucleolus. Bases 1 to 642 code for a protein of 213 amino acids. NCBI's taxonomy places the organism in Eukaryota, Apicomplexa, Conoidasida, Eucoccidiorida, Cryptosporidiidae. Gene Ontology annotation, biological process: positive regulation of mRNA splicing, via spliceosome. The record is from RefSeq and is a predicted model, not a curated record. The transcript has a single exon. Gene Ontology annotation, molecular function: RNA binding.
AUGAUAUCACAAAAUACAAAUCAACAUUAUGUACGUCCUGUAACUGAAAUACAACAGAUAUUUGAUAAAAAUCAAGAAGCAACACUAUAUUGUGGUAACUUAGAUAAUAGAGUUGAUGAAGAACUAUUAGCUGAACUAUUUGCACAAACAGGACCUAUUAAAUCUGUAUAUAUACCACGAGAUAAAGUUACUGGAACCCAUUCUGGAUUUGGAUUUAUUGAAUUUCAACAAGUAUUAGACUGUGAAUAUGCUCAAAGAAUUCUUAAUUCAGUUAAGCUUUAUGGUAAACCAAUCCGAUGUAGUAAAGCUUCCCAAGAUCGUAAACAAUUAGAUAUUGGUGCAAAUUUAUUUGUUGGGAAUCUUUCUCCUGAUAUUGAUGAAAAAUUAUUACAUGAUAUAUUUUCUUUAUUUGGAAAUGUUAUUUCAACAAAAGUUAUUUUUAAAGAGAAUAAUGAAGAUGAACGUGGAUAUGGAUUUGUUAGCUAUGAUUCAUUUAAUUCUUCUGAUAAUGCUAUAGCUACUUUAAAUGGACAAUUUUUUGGUAAUAGACAAAUUACAGUUUCUUAUGCAUUCAAACAAGAUUGUAAAGGAGAAAGACACGGCAGUACUGCAGAACGUUUAUUAGCAUCUAAAAAUACUUAA